Molecule: messenger RNA, 3693 nt
Organism: Melospiza georgiana
Lineage: Eukaryota; Metazoa; Chordata; Aves; Passeriformes; Passerellidae
Gene: OSMR
Product: oncostatin M receptor
Exons: 20
Coding region: 381-3158 (925 amino acids)
Biological process (GO): cytokine-mediated signaling pathway
Cellular component (GO): membrane; external side of plasma membrane
Molecular function (GO): protein binding; cytokine receptor activity
Source: RefSeq, a predicted model, not a curated record
CCUCCGGGAACCCGCCAGCAUGGUCGCAUACCCAUGAAUUUAAGGCGCCUCAUGACCGUGUAGUCUCCUCUGCUUUCAGGAUGCCACUGCUUAGCUACAGCAUAAAAGCUGCUGAUUUCACUUGCGCAAAAAUUACCUAGGACUUUGGGGAUCGUGUAAUCAGCCUUUAGCUCUGAAGGAGAAAUCAUCUACCUGGAGAUAUUUAUUUAAAAUAUUCACAGACCACCUACUUAAGGAAAUUUAAUUUUCUCAAAGCUCCAGCCUAACUAAAGCCCUCCAUAUAUAGUGUCCUGGGUGCUGACAGAGGAGUCUGCUGGAUUCAUCAGUCAGGCUGUUGGUGGGGCAGAAAUCACAAGUCUUAUGCAGGAAAAGGUAGACAGAUGAUGAAUCACUUCAUGAUUCUGGCAGUACUGCUCUCCCUGAGGACGUGCCACACUACAUACUCACAGCAAGAGUCUGAUGUGUUUCCAGUAACGUACCUUAAUGUUUCCAAGGAUUUGGAUCUUCAGCGGCUGCUGGUGGAAUGGGAUGUUGUCAAGUCAGCGCAUGAUGCUGAGCUGGCAAUAUCUUUUGAGAUACAAGUUCGUCGAACCAAUGAAGUUGUGUGGACAGAGUUUCGGGAUGUCACACUUGAUAAACUGGGAAAGCCUCUUCAUUGGACAUGGGAUUCAAACAUACCUUUGGAGUGUAUGUCACAUGCUGUGAGGAUCAGAAGCAAGGCAGAAACAUCAAAAAUCUGGAGUCAGUGGAGUUUGUGGGAGACUCUCCCAGGCCUGGACACUUCAAACAGAAGUGGGCCACAAAUCUUUCCAAAUGAAAAAGUUUUAGCAGAAGGCUCUAAUAUCACUCUUUGCUGCAUUGGAGGAAAAGGUCAAACCAUUAAGGAAUUCUCUGUAUACCCAACUGUUGAUGUUGUCAAGCGCACAAAGAGUCAAGUCAGACUUCUCACUGUGGGAAAUCUGUCACAUGACAAAGGGUCUAAUAUUCAUGUCUACUGCUCUGAUGAGGAUAAGGGGUCACAUGAAGCAGCUUUCUAUGUGGGUAAACCACCUGAUACACCUAAGGAUUUUUCCUGCCAAACCCAAGACAUGAAAAGAGUAACAUGUACUUGGAGAAAAGAAGAGACCUAUCUCUAUGGAAGGAAUUCACCACAAUACACCUUGUCUAAAACGUCAUCCCAGAAAAUGGCUCUGUGCGAAGCAAGUUGUCCUGAGCAGUGCUCAUGCUCUUGGGAUAUAGGCCAGCAGCGGAUCUGGAAUGUCACAGUGACUGUGGAAAACCCACUGGGAAAGAAAUCUGCCACUGAUGCUUUUGAUGUAAAACACAGAGUGUAUCCCACUGCACCUUUCCAGGUUUGGGAAGAUUGCAGAGAUACAGAAAUGACAUUACACUGGAAUUACAAAAACACUGAAAUUGAACUCUUUUGUCAGACUGAAGUGGUCCAACCUGAUGGCAAAGUAGAACUGCACAACAGCUCCGUGGCGGACUCUCGGCGCGUCACGGUGCGCGGGCUGCGGCCGCACACGGAGUACACGGCCAGGGUGCGCUGCGCGGCGGCCAGGCACUUCUGGAGGUGGAGUGAGUGGAGCCAACCCCUGACCACCAGAACAAAGGAAGGAACUCCAUCAGGGAAACUGGACAUAUGGAGAGAAAUUACACCAGUUUUUGGGGGACGAAAUGUGACCUUGUUCUGGAAGCAAACACCAAGUUUUCAAGCAAAUGGAAAAAUUAUUUCAUAUGAAGUGACCUGGGAAAAAAUAGAAGAUGGCUCCCAGCCUGAAAGCAUCUCUUUUUCUUCAGUCUACAAUAGCACAAGGAUUUUCCUUGAUAACCAUUCCUACAGAAUCAGUGUCAUGGCAAAGAACAAUGUUAAUUUUUCACUUCCUUCAAUAUUGAUCAUCUCUAGAGCUACAGAUAACAGCACUGAAGAGCUGAAGGAAGGACAGGUUAAUGGUACAGAUGAUGGCAUUUUUCUGUCCUGGGAGCCCAGAAGUAUAUAUGACAGUUACAUUAUUGAUUGGUGUAACUUUCCCAGGUUGCAGCCUUGUGAUUUGCAGUGGAAGAGGUUUGGACCCAACAUUUCCAGUGCUGUGAUCAGCUCAGCUGCUUUUGUGCCGGGGGUGAGAUAUAAAUUCCACAUCUAUGGAUCUGUUGCUAGUAGAGCCUCAUUACUGGAAAAGAAGAUUGGUUAUCUUAAGGAGCUGCCUCCUCAUCUUGACCCUAUUGUGAGAAAAGUUGAUCUGACUUACAAUUCAGUAACACUGUCUUGGGAUUCUUAUCUCACAAAUGAGUCAGAGCCUGGUUUUGUAAGAGGCUACCAUGUUUAUGUGUCACCGAUACAAGGGAACUGCAAUUUGAAAGGAUCGAAAAAGCACAUUCUUUCAGAUGAAUCAGAACUAUGUAAAUACACAAUUGAAAACCCAGAAGAAAGGAGAUACACCGUGAAACACCUGAUGCCAAACACAAAAUACAAAAUAGUGGUUAAAGCAUUUACAGGUGGAGGAGAGUCUCCCAUUGUUAACUUUAGAUACAUAGAUACACCAUAUAACUCAAACAUGCUGUACUUUAUAUUCCUGCUAGUGAUAGUUCCAACGCUAGUAGCAGCUAUUUGCCACUGGAAGAUGAAGUGGGUGAAGGAGUGGUGCUGUCCUGUGAUACCUAGUCCUAACAAGAGCAAAGUGCUGUCAUUCAAAGAGUUUAAGAUGGAUUCUGAGAAAGUGCUGAAGAUAAAUGACUGCCUUCCUGACAUGCUAGCCGUGGACAGUAAUGCUGAUGCUCAUAAGUUGCAUCCUGUUACCUGGAGCCCGGUAUCUUCAACACCAACUGAAGAUAACACUGAUGGUCACAAUUCUUCGUGGAUUUACUCUAGUGAAAAUGUAGCAAGGGACUUUCCACCCACAGCUACACCUCAAACUCAUACUUGUUUUGAGAAUUUUGCUUAUUCUUCUCCACUUGAGGCUGAAUCUGAUCCCUACCAAAUACCAGAGACACUGGAAGCAGGCAAGAUAAACCAGGCAGUGGUGCUGUACCAACCACAAUGCUACAUAGAUAUUUUUCAUGAGGAUGCAGCCUCAGCCACCAGAGAAACAGGUGAGAGAAAGAACAGUCUGAAAUACAUCUCCCAAACAGAUGUGUGCUGGCUGGGGGGAAGGCUUUGAUGUUCUGUCCUCCAGUGAGUCCAUCCAGUGUUCGGCUACACACUAUAAAUCAGAAUUUCUAAAGCCACAGCUUCCUGUGAUUAGGGCUCUCACAAGCCCACAUACCUGACUUCCAUUAAUAGCAAAGGCAAAGCUGUUGUUCCUGGACCAGUUUUGAGCACUGAUUUGCACAGGAGUUGUGUGUGUUAUGGUUCCGUUGCAACUUAUGGGCAUUAGAUGAGAUUUAUAGGCUGGUUUGUGGCUUGUGUUAUGCAGCACGUUACAUCACAGCAAUCUGUCACAGGCUGAUGCAGAGAACUGCUUUAUUUUGCAGAGAUUAAAUUAUUCAUAAAGUAGAGGAGCAAAUGAAACAAGGGGGAAGGUUGUGCUGCUCAAGGAGUGUAUUUCUCUUGCAGUGUUCUGUGUACUCUGGCCACCCCAGCCAGUGGGGACUGCUGGGCAUGGAGCAUUACCCAGUCAUUUUGGGGGCUGGGCUGUAUUUUCUGUCUCUCCAACAAUGUAAGGAAUCAUUGUAGAAGCAUUACCUGCACACAGU